This is a messenger RNA of Microdochium trichocladiopsis, 1587 nucleotides long. RefSeq names its product major facilitator superfamily domain-containing protein. Gene Ontology annotation, biological process: monosaccharide transmembrane transport. Bases 1 to 1587 code for a protein of 528 amino acids. Gene Ontology annotation, molecular function: hexose transmembrane transporter activity. Gene Ontology annotation, cellular component: membrane. The transcript is spliced from 2 exons. The record is from RefSeq and is a predicted model, not a curated record. Lineage: Eukaryota; Fungi; Ascomycota; Sordariomycetes; Xylariales; Microdochiaceae.
AUGACGGUGUCACGAUCCCUCCGCGAGGUCUCAACCUACCUGCUUAUGGUGGUUGGCUUCGCUGCCUUGGGCCCCCUGCAGUUUGGCUUCCAUCUUGCCGAGCUCAAUGCUCCUCACGAUGUCAUUACCUGUGCCACCAAGAACAGCGCCCCGAGUUCCAUGACGGAUGCCUUCAAGGCCCUCGUGACGGGCAAGUCAAGCAUCUCCCACAUCGCCCACGUAUAUUACCUUCCCGACUGCAUCCAGAUGAACGAGGCCGAGUUCGCCCUCGUCUCCGCCAUGUACACGCUCGGUGGUCUUCUGGGUGCUCUCAGCUUCGGCCCUCUGUCUUCUGCCAAGGGCCGCGUCUUCGCCAUGCGCCUCACCAGCGCCUUCUUCCUGAUCGGUUCCUUCAUCGAGGCUGUCUCCAACGCGAUUCCCGUCCUCGCUUUCGGUAGGGUCCUCACCGGUAUCGGCGCUGGUGCUGCCACCGUCAUUGUGCCCAUCUACAUCAGCGAAGUGGCACCUCCAACCGAGCGUGGCUUGUUCGGCGCCAUGACUCAGAUCAGCACAAACGUCGGUAUUCUCUUGUCACAGACCUUGGGCUUCUUCUUGAGCUAUAGCUCUACCUGGAGGUGGAUCCUCGGCGCUGGCGUCAUUGUUGCGGGCGCUCAUGCUGGUGGCCUCAUGACCGUGCCGGAGUCGCCCUCGUGGCUUGCUGCCAACGACAACGUCUUCCUGGCCAGGAAGAACCUGCAGCGUCUUCGUGGCAAGAAGUACGACAUCAGUGAGGAGGCCUCCAGAUGGGGUGGUGAGCCCAUCUCUCCCGAAGUCGAGUCGCUGCUCAACAGCUCUCCUGCUGCGACUGCCACUACGCCUACCAGCGCUCGUGGCCGCAGGACAUCCACCAGCAGCCGUGGCAGCAGCAAUGGCAGCACUAAGAGCCCACGCACCAUGGGCUUCUUCCAAGUCAUCCGGGAUCCUCUCUACCGUCCAGCGGUCAUCGCUUGUGUUGGAGUCAUGUGCGCCCAGCAGCUCUGCGGCAUCAACUCCAUUGUUGUGUACUCGGUCUCGCUUCUGGACAAUCUUCUGCCCAUGAGCUCCGCGCUUCUGACAAUCCUGGUGUCUGCUGUCAACCUGUUCACCACCAUCGCCUGCUCGCCGCUCCCGGAUAAGCUCGGACGCAAGACUUGCCUCUUGCUCUCCAUCAGCGGCCAGGGUUCAUCGGCGUUGAUCCUCGCUCUAUCCAUCAUUUUCCACGUCAAGUGGCUUUCGGCUUUGGCGGUUCUUUCCUUUGUUGCCUUCUUUGCCGUCGGUCUCGGCCCUGUUCCGUUUAUUCUGGCAUCUGAGCUUGUUGGCCAGGAAGCCGUUGGUGCGACCCAGUCGUGGUGUCUGGCCUCCAACUACAUUGCAACGUUCCUCGUGGUCCAGUUCUUCCCCAUCAUCAACGACGAGCUGAACUUCCGCUUCGGAAGUGCCGGCUGGGUCUAUUUCAUCUUUGCGGGCCUGGCCGCGCUCAGCGCCCUGUUCGUUAUGGUCAAGGUCCCCGAGACCAAGGGCAAGAAGGAUGCCGACGAGGUCUGGGGCCGUGAGCGGCGUCUCGACUAA